Rhagoletis pomonella (apple maggot) is the source of this 170-nucleotide messenger RNA. RefSeq names its product allatostatin-A receptor-like. Lineage: Eukaryota; Metazoa; Arthropoda; Insecta; Diptera; Tephritidae. The record is from RefSeq and is a predicted model, not a curated record. Gene Ontology annotation, biological process: G protein-coupled receptor signaling pathway. Gene Ontology annotation, molecular function: G protein-coupled receptor activity.
CUAAAGAACUUCACUAUAACCAAUUAGUGAAUAAUUAAAAUCUCACAACGAACGCCUGCACAAGUGGCUUAUCGACAAAGGAUGACAGCCUCCGGCGCAAGACAAGUGGACAGUUGGAGCGAUUUGCAGACAGGACACUGUUUCCAAUAUAGUUUCUACGAGCUAAAGGU